This is a messenger RNA of Racocetra fulgida, 324 nucleotides long. NCBI's taxonomy places the organism in Eukaryota, Fungi, Glomeromycota, Glomeromycetes, Diversisporales, Gigasporaceae. The record is from the annotation of a GenBank genome assembly.
AUGAAUUUUGAAUCUUCGACAAGUGGCACUACUGAUAGACAACAGAUUAUAUUAAUUGAUACGAAUUCAGAUUCUUCGGCAAGCAAUAUGUCUGACAAUCAGCAAAUAUCAAAAGGGAAUCGAAAAAAAGGAGGGCGUCCAAAAGAUGUAGUGUGGGAGUAUUUUACAAAAGGUUCAGCUGCUGAUAAAUAUGGACAUUAUGGAGCAACUUGUCAAUAUUGUGGACAAUACUGGUUAAGAGGAAAACCAAAAAUAAUGGAAAGCCAUUUUGCACUACAUUGCGAAAAAGUUCCAAAUAAUGUUAAUACUAUAUUUCUUCUUUAA